Molecule: messenger RNA, 874 nt
Organism: Bursaphelenchus xylophilus (pine wood nematode)
Lineage: Eukaryota; Metazoa; Nematoda; Chromadorea; Rhabditida; Aphelenchoididae
Source: the annotation of a GenBank genome assembly
AUGACGAAAGUAGGUGCCUUGGCGUCCCUUUUUGUCAUCUUGAAGAUGUAUUUGUUGAUUGAUUGGAAUUCUCUGAAAAGGUCCACGCGACACGCAACCGAAAAUUCGACGAGCCUGCACGACGAGAAGUCACGUCCACCUGGAGAAAAUCACAGAGCACAUCAAGAGGUCUUUCAACAAGGUUUUGACAAGAAAAACGAGGACAGGUACAAGAACAACAUCAAUAACGUCCAUCCAUGGACGAGACGAGCUCCCCACCCCUUGAAAUUACUCUACUACAACCCUAAUCCUAAGUGAUGAUCGUCGACAUGGUCCAUUUGACGUUGAUCUUCAGCAAUCAGCCCAGUGAUUGAAUUGAUCCAAAGGAAGAGGUCCAGGAAGUUCAUCGUGUCAUCAGGUGGUGUCUCAAAGUGAAAACCCCGGUAUAUGUAACAAUAAAGGUCGGUUUACAUGGAUAGUAUAAAAUGAUGUAAGUAUUUAUUGUUAUGAUUAAUACAAUUAGAAUUUAUAAAAGAAUAUUUAUCCAAUUGUAAUGGUUCAAGUUUCAGGGCGCCAACGGAAUUGGAAGUGGACUCUUGCCAGGGAAGGACCCAUCGAGUUUUGAAUCAUCUUGGAACAGCUCCAUGGAUGAACUGAAAGAGGAAAGCAAAAUAAAGUUGUUACCUGGUCCACGAAUCAGAUUGGAGACGGUGUUCGAUGGCAAUUGGAGUAAACACAAAGUAAGGCAAUUUUUUGCCAUGAAAAUGAAUAGUUUAAUCUUUAUUUUGGAUUUUUGUCUCCAAAAAAUUCCGAAGUACGAUGUAUAAGAAUAAUUUAUGACGAAUACUGUAUAUUUAUAAUCAAAAAAUAAUAUUUUUAGAUGAUGUCGUCAUGA